This is a messenger RNA of Paramecium octaurelia, 1032 nucleotides long. The record is from the annotation of a GenBank genome assembly. NCBI's taxonomy places the organism in Eukaryota, Ciliophora, Oligohymenophorea, Peniculida, Parameciidae.
AGUCAUGGAUGGACAAAUAAAAUUAUCUAUUAGGGAAUAAUAAUAUAAUGGCUAAUGUAAAUCAUAGUAGAACAAUUAAAACAUCAUAUGGAGUGGAAGCAAUCUAAUACUAGGAAAAAUACAUACAUGACAUAACAUAAUACCGCAUUGCAAGACCUUAAUCAUAAACAUUUAUUCCACUUUAAUUGAAUGUUAUUAAUCAAAUUGUUAAUAAGUUCGAUAUCAAGUGGUCAAACAAAUGGAAAUACUCCAAUUUCUACAAAUAACGAAUAAACCAAAAUUAACAUAUUCUAAUAUCCCACAAAUAGUAGUUUAAAGAAAGAGAUUGUAUUACAUCUGAUAUAUCUAAAUAUAAAUCUUAAGUUCAACCAAAAAUAAAUUUAAUUAAGAACACAUAGAUGGGUAUUUAAUUUAUAAAUGCCCUUUAAUCAAAAAUCAAGAUAUAAUUGCUUGUAGAUUUAAUAAAAAUCCAUCAAAUAAUUGUAAAUCAUAAUAUUAUAUGUAUUUAAUAUAAAUAUUUUCUAGCUAAUGAUCUUUUUGAUUUACUACGCCAAUUUUAAUGUCAACAUUAUAUUUGAAAUUUCUAUAGUUAGAUUUACAAUUAUAAUAAUUAAUAUUUAUUGUAAGGUCAUCAAUUAAGUGGAGAUUGUAAUUCACAUUAGGAUACUCUAAACAAACUUUGCAUGUAUGAAUUUUCACUAUCCUUUCUAUUAGACAAAAUAAAAAUUAAUAAAAAUAAUAUAAAAGUUGCGAAAAAGUCACUUUUUAUAUAAAUUUAUAUAUCAAUUGCUUCCAAAGAGACUUUGUUCCAUGAUGAAAUUGAAUAAUCUUAAAAAUAUAGUCUUUAAUCUCAAUCGAAACCCAUAUUCAAACAUAAAAAAAACCUUUAAACUUGAAGUAUCUAUAAAUGUUAACACCAGUUAUAAAUGUUAACACCAGUUCUUGUUAUACCAAUCUGAAAGUGAUAAAAUUGCUUAAAAUCCAUUUUGGUAUGAAAAGAGUUCAACCAUGGAUUAUUUAUUGAUGAUAUGA